UCUUUCUUGACUCUCAUGCACCUCGCGCCGACGGGGACAUGGCCGGCCGUGCCCCCCUCCCCCAUAUUCAUUGCAACACGCGCGCAUCCAUCGCCGUCACCUUUUCUUCCCUGCCUUUUUUCCCGAUCCCUCCUCUUCUUCCAUGCUGUGCCUGACAAUCAAUACAUGCAUCACAUCACAUCACAUCCGUCGCUCCUCUCCCAAGGACACGGAGGCGAAGGUGGGCUCGGCCCGACGGACCCGUCACAACUCACAACCGCCUACAUAUACAUACACGGCACGGGUACACGGCCACACGCACACACUUCUAUCAGAGCAAGCUGCUUUGGGUCGACGAGACAGAGCAAGAAGAAGAAGGCAGAGAGAGCGCCAGGCAGGAUGAACGGCGGAGGGGGCGGGGGCGGGACCAAGAUCAGCCUGCGGCUGCAGUACUACGUGCUGCUGGCGGGGGUGGGCGCGGUGCUGCUCGUCGCCUGCCUCAAGUACAUGCCGGCCGCGGCGGCGGUGGCGGCCGGGGCCGGCUACGGGUCCUGGGGGAGCGGCCUGGCCGUCGCCACCCGCGCCGGGGAGCCGGAGGGCAGGAAGAGGUCUCCCGUGGUGAUCUUCAACUUCGGGGACUCCAACUCCGACACGGGUGGCAUGGCGGCGGCCAGCGGCCUCAACAUUGCGCUCCCGGAGGGCCGCACCUACUUCCGCCGCCCCACCGGCCGCCUCUCCGACGGCCGCCUCGUCAUCGACUUCAUCUGUGAGAGCCUCAACACGCCUCAUCUGAGCCCAUAUCUCAAGGCGUUGGGCUCCGAUUUCAGCAACGGCGCCAACUUCGCCAUCGGCGGGUCAACGGCGACGCCGGGGGGAUCCCCCUUCUCGCUCGACGUGCAGCUGCAUCAGUUCCUCUACUUCAGAACCAGGUCUUUCGAGCUGCUCAACAAAGGCGAGAGGACGCCGAUCGACCGCGACGGGUUCCGGAACGCCAUCUACGCCAUGGACAUCGGGCACAAUGAUCUCUCCGCCUAUCUUCACCUCCCCUACGAUCAAGUGCUCGCCAAGAUCCCCUCCAUAGUCGGCCACAUCAAAUUCGGCAUUGAGACCCUGUACGCGCACGGGGCUCGGAAGUUCUGGAUCCACGGGACGGGGGCACUCGGCUGCCUGCCGCAGAAGCUGUCCAUCCCCAGGGACGACGACAGCGACCUCGACGGCAACGGCUGCCUCAAGAAGUACAACAAUGUCGCCAAGGCCUUCAACGCCAAGCUUGCCGAGACCUGCAACCAGCUCCGGCAGCGCAUGGCUGACGCCACCAUCGUCUUCACCGACCUGUUCGCCAUCAAGUACGACCUCGUGGCCAACCACACCAAGUACGGCGUCGAGAGGCCGCUGAUGGCGUGCUGCGGCAACGGCGGCCCGCCCCACAACUACAACCACUUCAAGAUGUGCAUGUCGGGGGAGAUGCAGCUGUGCGACAUGGACGCGCGGUUCAUCAGCUGGGACGGCGUCCACUUCACGGAGUUCGCCAACGCCAUCGUCGCGUCCAAGCUGCUCACCGGCGAAUACUCCAAGCCCAGGGUCAGGAUCGCCAGCCUCGUCAACUCCACCGCGCCUCACGAUGGCUAGCCCUCCAUCGAUCGUCGUCUAUCUGGAUCUGCCGGUGCCAUUGAUUUGAUUUGGUUGGCCUACCACUGCCAGAGAUGAUGAGAAUGUGUGCAUGCUGCAGCAAAUCAGUGAGUGGGCUGAGAGCAAACAUCUAGGAGUGUCUCUUUUCUCAAGGCUCAGAUGAGUGAAGGAGAGAAAGUAGUGAGUUGACCAAGAGGGAAAAUUCAUGGACGACCUAAAGCAAGGCACAUUUGACUGACGUGUGUGUAAUUCGCUUUGAAAUUUGAUCAAGGAAUUGAUGGGGUGCACAGUUCUCUUCUUGUAUAUGUUUGAUCGGUUGCCAACUAGUAUCUUUAACCC
Molecule: messenger RNA, 1947 nt
Organism: Hordeum vulgare subsp. vulgare (domesticated barley)
Lineage: Eukaryota; Viridiplantae; Streptophyta; Magnoliopsida; Poales; Poaceae
Product: GDSL esterase/lipase At1g09390-like
Exons: 4
Coding region: 16-1608 (530 amino acids)
Molecular function (GO): hydrolase activity, acting on ester bonds
Source: RefSeq, a predicted model, not a curated record